AUGGCUUCAAAUUCCCCAACGGCAUCUCCACCUGAUUCAUCUUCUCCACAAUCCCCGCCACCACCAUCAUCUGCACCUGCACCAUCCCAAGAUAAUUCAUCAUCACCGCCACCCUCUUCAUCACCCCCACCACCAUCAUCUCCACCGCCUUCGUCACCUCCUCCGCCAUCAGCCCCACCACCAGUACCAGGUGAUCAAAAUUCUUCACCUCCACCACCGUCAUCAUCACCAUCACCACCACCACCAGUAGCAGGUGAUCAAAAUUCUUUACCCCCACCGUCUGGCUCCUCCUCUUCAUCUCCACCUCCUCCUCCUCCUCCUGAAAAGAAAUCAGGAAGUCACCCGCCUCCACCCCCAUCGAGCCAAGCUUUUUCUCCUCCUCCAACCCCCCACCAUCGAUUGUCUCCACCCACUAAGUCAUCGAGCUCAAGUCUUGCCAAUGCAUCUCCGGAUAGUGGAAGCCACUCAAACUUGCCAGUUAUAAUAGGAGCAUUAGUUGGAGCUGGGAUUUUGCUCCUUCUCGUUCUCAUAGUCGUUAUUUUGUGUUCAAGAAAGAAAAAGAAAGCACACCCUCCCAUUCAUUACUUUAAUCAACCGAGAGCAGCUCCAAAUCAGUAUGGAUACAAUAACGGUGAGCACGUUCUAAAUAUACCACCACCACCAGGAGCAGGUUGGGGAGUAGCAGUAGCACCCCAACCACCCCAGCGUGCUAGUAGUGACUUGAGCAACUCCAGUUUGUCUGGCUCCCAUGGUCCAGCAAUGCCACCCCCACACCCUACAGUGGCACUUGGAUUCAACCAGAGUUCCUUCUCCUAUGAUGAGCUGUCAGCUGCAACUGAUGGGUUUGCCCAACAGAACCUGUUGGGUCAAGGUGGCUUCGGUUUUGUACACAAAGGUGUCCUACCCAAUGGAAAGGAAAUAGCGGUAAAGAGCCUCAAAUCCACGGGGUGCCAAGGAGACAGAGAAUUCCAAGCUGAGGUUGAUAUUAUUAGCCGUGUCCAUCAUCGUCAUCUUGUGUCACUUGUUGGGUAUAGCAUCACAGAAAGCAAAAAGCUGCUGGUAUAUGAAUUUGUGCCCAAGAAGACCCUUGAAUUCCACCUUCAUGGAAAGGGUCAACCUGUCAUGGAUUGGGGCACCAGGCUCAAAAUUGCGAUUGGAUCAGCCAAAGGACUUGCUUAUUUACAUGAGGAUUGUCACCCUCGUAUCAUUCACCGAGACAUAAAGGGAGCAAACAUUCUACUUCAAAACAACUUUGAGGCCAAAGUGGCAGAUUUUGGAUUGGCAAAGUUCAAUCAAGACGCUAACACUCAUGUUUCUACUCGCGUGAUGGGAACAUUCGGGUAUUUGGCCCCUGAGUAUGCAUCAACUGGUAAGCUAACUGAAAAAUCUGAUGUCUUCUCGUUCGGUGUUAUGCUUUUGGAGCUCGUGACAGGACGAGGCCCAGUGGACAACACCGGGGAAUAUGGAGAAGCUGAUAGUCUGGUUGAUUGGGCUAGACCACUGUUAACAAAGGCAACGGAAAAUGGAACCUUGGAUGGACUAGUUGAUCCACGUUUAGAGGACAAUUAUGACAAGCAGGAGAUGGUUCGUAUGGUGGCUUGUGCUGCUGCUAGCGUUAGGCAUUCAGCAAGGAGGCGCCCAAGAAUGAGCCAGGUUGUACGAGUACUGGAGGGUGAUGUCUCAGUAGAUAUCCUAAGUAAACAUGACGAAGUGAAACCUGGGCAAAGUGCGCAAUUGAGCGGCACAAGCAGCGAGUAUGAGGCUGACAUGGCAAGGUUCAGGAAACUAGCAUUGGAUAGUGGCAUGGGAAGCAGUGAGUACGGUGGAACGAGUGAGUAUGGCCUCAACCCUUCAACCUCAAGCAGUGAUCGAGCAACUACUGAAUAUGGCAAGAGGACAGGAACAGGAAGCAGAAUGCACACUCCUUGA
Abrus precatorius (Indian licorice) is the source of this 1929-nucleotide messenger RNA. RefSeq names its product proline-rich receptor-like protein kinase PERK7. Bases 1 to 1929 code for a protein of 642 amino acids. Gene Ontology annotation, biological process: protein phosphorylation. The transcript is spliced from 8 exons. Lineage: Eukaryota; Viridiplantae; Streptophyta; Magnoliopsida; Fabales; Fabaceae. The record is from RefSeq and is a predicted model, not a curated record. Gene Ontology annotation, molecular function: ATP binding; protein kinase activity.